Messenger RNA from Raphanus sativus (radish), 832 nucleotides. RefSeq lists its product as uncharacterized. Lineage: Eukaryota; Viridiplantae; Streptophyta; Magnoliopsida; Brassicales; Brassicaceae. The annotation marks the transcript as partial. The record is from RefSeq and is a predicted model, not a curated record. Gene Ontology annotation, molecular function: ureidoglycolate hydrolase activity. The transcript has 3 exons.
CAUAACUAUUUAAAUAGACAAGAAAAACCCUCAAAUAAGAAAAGCUCGCAUCUUCUAAAUCCUUUCACUUUCCGUUAUCUUGUGGGUGAGAGAAACAAGGCAACAAUGGCGGAAUCUGAAUCUCCGGUUGAAGUCAACCUGAUCCCGAUCGAAGCCACACCUGAAAGCUUCGGAGAUUAUGGUCAAGUCAUCGAAGCCUCCUCCGACGGUGAUCACUUCGGUCCUAACGAUGCUCAAUUAGAUCUCUCCAAAGGAAUCCCACGUUUCUAUAUCAUGCGUCUCAAAGAUCGAUCCUUUGGCUUCUCCACGAUCACUCACCACGCGAACGUGACACAGUGUCUGGGAUCGAUAGGUGGUCACGUUUGGUAUCUAGGAGUAGCGAAGCCAUCUCUUAUCGAAGAUGUUGCUGAGAGAGAAAGAGUUGGGGAUAACAAUGUAGAGUCAGGAUCCGGUGGUCACUUGUACGCUCCUCCUACGGUUGAGGAGGUGCGCGUCUUCAGGUUUUCGGGACCGAAGUUUGUUAAACUGAACCGUGGCACGUGGCAUGCUGGACCGUUGUUCAGUGAGAGUUCCAUGGACUUCUACAACUUAGAGCUCAGCAACACAAAUGAGGUGGAUCACACCACACAUGAUUUCAAGAAGAAGAAUGGGGUCACCUUCCGGUUUGAGGAUAGCUCAUCGUCCUAAGUCAAAUCCUAUAUUGGUGGGUGAUCAGUGUGGUUCUGUUUUUUUUUCAUGUCUUGUAAUCAAAACAGAGUGAGAAACAUUUUCUUGUAUUCAAUGAUCCAAAACUGUCUGUGUACAAACCUGUAACUCUAUAUCUCUUCAUCUA